AUCUUGAGGGGAAAAAAUUGGAGAUUUUGAGGUGAAAAGUGCAGAUUUUGGGAUGGGGGGCAGAUUUUGUGAUGUGGGAGGAAAUCCUGAGGUAAAAAGUGGAGAUUUUGAGAUAAAAAAAGCAGAUUUUGGGGUGGAAAAGGCGGAUUUUGGGGUCAGAGGGCAACCCUAAAGGAAAAAAGUGCAGUUUUAGAGGUGAAAAGUGCAGAUUUAGAGGUGAAAAUGGCAAAUUCUGGGAUGGGGGACAGAUUUUGUCAUGUGGGAGGAAAUCCUGAGGUAAAAAGUGGAGAUUUUGAGGUAAAAAUACAGAUUUUAAGAUAAAAAAGUGGAUUUUGGGGUGGAAAUAGCUGAUUUUGGGGAUUGGGAAGAAAUCUUGAGGGGAAAAAAUUGGAGAUUUUGAGGUGAAAAGUGCAGAUUUUGGGAUGGGGGGGCAGAUUUUGUGAUGUGGGAGGAAAUCCUGAGGUAAAAAGUGCAGAUUUUGAGGCAAAAAAGCAGAUUUUGGGGUGAAAAAGGCAGAUUUUGGGGUGUAGGAGGAAAUUGUGAAGUAAAAAAGUGCAGAUUUGGAGGUGAAAAGUGCAAAUUUUGAGGUGAAAAGUGCAGAUUUGGGGAUCUGGGGCAGAUGUUGGGGAUUGGGAGAAAAUUCUGAGGGAAAGGGAGCAGAUUUUGAGGUAAAAAUGCAGAUUUUUGAGGUUAAAAAAUGCAAAUUUGGGCUGUUGGAAGGAAAUCCUGAGGGGGAAGGAGCAGAUUUUGAGCUCCCGGACACUCCCGGACACUCCCGGACACUCCCGGACACCGCCGGACACUCCCGAACACCGCCGGACACUCCCGGACACCGCCGGACACUCCCGGACACUCCCGAACACCGCCGGACACUCCCGGACACUCGUGCCACCGCCAGGAUGUCACCCCCCGUGCCCGCGCUGACCCCCGAGCAGAAGAAGGAGCUGGCGGCCAUCGCCCAGCGCAUCGUGGCGCCCGGCAAGGGCAUCCUGGCUGCCGACGAGUCCACUGGCAGCAUCGCCAAGCGGCUGAGCUCGGUGGGCGCCGAGAACACGGAGGAGAACCGGCGCUGGUACCGGCAGCUGCUGUUCACGGCCGACAAGCGCGUGGAGCCGUGCAUCGGCGGCGUCAUCCUCUUCCACGAGACCAUGUACCAGAAGGCCGACGACGGGCGCCCCUUCCCGCAGGUCAUCCGCGACAAGGGCGCCCUGGUGGGCAUCAAGGUGGACAAGGGCGUGGUGCCCCUGGCUGGCACCAACGGCGAGACUACGACCCAGGGGCUGGACGGGCUGAUGGAGCGCUGUGCCCAGUACAAGAAGGACGGCGCUGACUUUGCCAAGUGGCGCUGCGUGCUGAAGAUCACGCCGCACACGCCCACGCGCCUCGCCGUCAUGGAGAACGCCAACGUCCUGGCGCGCUACGCCAGCAUCUGCCAGCAGAACGGCAUUGUCCCCAUCGUGGAGCCCGAGAUCCUCCCGGACGGUGACCACGACCUCAAGACGUGCCAGUACGUCACCGAGAAGGUGCUGGCCGCGGUGUACAAGGCGCUCAGUGACCACCACGUGUACCUGGAGGGGACACUGCUGAAGCCCAACAUGGUGACAGGGGGACACGCCUGUGCCACCAAGUACAGCCCCGAGGAGAUCGCCAUGGCAACGGUGACCGCGCUGCGCAGGACAGUGCCACCCGCCGUGCCAGGACAGUGCCACCCGCCGUGCCAGGUCAGUGUCAUUGUCACCUGUGUGUCACUGUCACUGUGUGCCAUGGCAGGACAGUGCCACCCGCCGUGCCAGGUCAGUGUCAUUGUCACCUGUGUGUCACUGUGUGUCACUGUGUGCCAUGGCAGGACAGUGCCACCCGCCGUGCCAGGUCAGUGUCAUUGUCACCUGUGUGUCACUGUGUCACUGUGUGCCAUGGCAGGACAGUGCCACCCGCCGUGCCAGGUCAGUGUCAUUGUCACCUGUGUGUCACUGUGUGUCACUGUGUGCCAUGGCAACGGUGACCGCGCUGCGCAGGACAGUGCCACCCGCCGUGCCAGGACAGUGCCACCCGCCGUGCCAGGUCAGUGUCACUGUCACCUGUGUGUCACUGUCACUGUGUGCCAUGGCAACGGUGACCGCGCUGCGCAGGACAGUGCCACCCGCCGUGCCAGGGAUCACGUUCCUGUCGGGGGGUCAGAGUGGGGAGGAGCCUCCCUGAACCUGAACGCCACCAACCGCUGUCCCCUGUGUCCCCAAUGUCCCUGUGCCAUUCCCGUGUCCCUGAGCCACCUGAGCUGUGUGUGGGCUCUCUGGCUGUCCCCUGACUGAUGUCCCCUUGGUGUCC
This is a messenger RNA of Haemorhous mexicanus (house finch), 2325 nucleotides long. RefSeq names its product fructose-bisphosphate aldolase A. Gene Ontology annotation, molecular function: fructose-bisphosphate aldolase activity. Gene Ontology annotation, biological process: fructose 1,6-bisphosphate metabolic process; glycolytic process. Bases 675 to 2309 code for a protein of 544 amino acids. The transcript is spliced from 12 exons. NCBI's taxonomy places the organism in Eukaryota, Metazoa, Chordata, Aves, Passeriformes, Fringillidae. The record is from RefSeq and is a predicted model, not a curated record. Gene Ontology annotation, cellular component: cytosol.